Messenger RNA from Ostreococcus tauri, 2250 nucleotides. RefSeq names its product Serine/threonine-specific protein phosphatase/bis(5-nucleosyl)-tetraphosphatase. The coding region runs from base 1 to 2250 and encodes 749 amino acids. The transcript has a single exon. Gene Ontology annotation, molecular function: protein binding; protein serine/threonine phosphatase activity; calcium ion binding. The record is from RefSeq and is a predicted model, not a curated record. Gene Ontology annotation, cellular component: nucleus; cytosol. Lineage: Eukaryota; Viridiplantae; Chlorophyta; Mamiellophyceae; Mamiellales; Bathycoccaceae.
AUGACGAUCGGUACGCCGAGUUCGCUCGGCAACGACGAUCGCGCGGCGCUGUUGAUUCAGGCUGCCUAUCGGCGGCACGCCGAUCGUAAAGACGCGUCACGACGGGCGACGACGAACGCGUUGGAGACUUUGGAGGAGCACGAUGAGGCGAAGAUAAAUGCUCGGGCGCAGUUGAUGGCGAAGAUGGACAGCAGGCUCAAGGUUGGGCUCAAGGCGAAGUUCGCGCGAGGGAUGCAACGGCUGAAGAUGGCGACGAUGUUUGGAAAGUUAAAAGUCAGCGGUGAAGGGGAUGACGCGCAGACGCGAGAGGACAUUCCGCCGCUCCCAUCGCUUACGGAUAGUGCCUUGGACGACAUCAUCGAUUCGUUGCGAAAGGGAAACAAGUUUUCGUUAAUCGACGCCAUGGCUAUCCUUAAGGCGGCGACCGUUACGUUCUGCACGCAACCGAGCGUCACCGAGGUGCAAGCCGAGAAGGACGGGGUCGUUGUCGUCGUAGGUGAUUUGCAUGGACAGCUUCACGAUUUACUAUUCAUCUUCAAAGAACGAGGACUUCCGUCAGAGCAGGUAAAGUACGUCUUCAACGGCGACUUUGUCGAUCGAGGAAAUCAUGGGUGCGAAAUUGCGCUUCUCCUCUUCGCCCUAAAGCUGUCCCGUCCGAAUUACAUCUUCCUCAAUAGAGGAAAUCACGAGGAAGCUUUCAUAAAUAUUUAUAGUGGGUUCGAAGAAGAGUGCCUCGCGAAGUACGAUCACAAGGUGUUUCAGUUGUUUCAGAAUUGCUUUGAUUGGAUGUCGUACGCAUGCGUUGUGAAUGGUAGCGCCUUCGUCAUUCACGGUGGACCCCCGAGCGACGUCGGGGCGAAAGUGCAAGAUAUUAAGUCACUUCCACGCGGCCCAGAGGCGACACGUGCGGAGGUGGACUCGAAACGAGCGGCGUGGUACAAAGAUAUGGUGUGGAGCGAUCCACAUCCAGAGACAUCCUUCGUCGGCUGCGUUCACUCUCAUCGAGGGGCUGGCGUACUAUGGGGUAAGGACAUCACUGAGCGUUUCCUGGAGGUGAACAAACUCAACUUGAUAAUUCGCUCGCAUCAGUGCGUCGCCGGUGGCGUUGAGACAUGCCACGGUGGCAAGGUGUUUACGUUGUUUUCAGCGUCUCGAUAUUGCGGAACAGGCGAGAACAAGGGCGCGAUUUUAGCGUUUGCGCACGGAGACAAAGUGCCACAACCGCAGAACGCACUGGUGUGGAGCAUUCCAGAGGGAGAGGGAAUGCUCGGUUACGAACGAAUCAGGUCCGAACGCAAGGGCAAAGAUGCGAUGAACGACGCGCUCGCGACGCAAGCUGGCGAGUAUAUCAUCGAGCACAGGUCCGAUUUGCAACGUCACUGGUCCAUCGUGGCGACGAAAAAGAAACGACCCGAGCUCAUCAAUCUCUUCGAGUGGGCCGACGGCUUAUCGAAGGUCUUAAAAAUCAAAAUGAUGUGGUCUAAGGUGUUCGACAAGCUCGUCAAAAAAGAGCACAUCGAGUUGAAUGGAGGCAAACGGUACGUCAGGUGGCGAAAUUUCUUGGCGGAUUACUCGGUGCAACUCAAGGGUGGCUGUAAGGUAUGGCAAGAUGAUGUUGUUAGUAGAAUUACAUCCGCCGUUCUCGAGUCUGGGGAGGAUCUGGUAUCGGCGUUCAAAAGCAUGGACAUCGAUAACUCUGGUACCAUUAGCCAGUCUGAGUUUACUAUGGCGGUGAGGGCAAGCAUUCCGUCUCUGGCAAUCCUAUCUGAGGCGCAACUAGUUGCGGUCUGGAGCGCGUUCGACGCGGAUCAGUCGGGAUCCGUUGAUUUAGAUGAGUUUAAGGCUAUGCUUUCGAACUCCAUGUCGUCCAAUUCAGGAGACGGUGUGGUCGGCGUUCGAUGGAGCACGAAAAAAUUCUCUGCGAACGAAUCAUGCGAAGAGAGAGAGCAAAUGCAACCCUUAGUUCCUUGGGAGGAAAACCUCAGCGAGGCAUUCGGAAGAUUAUUCUACUCCCAUCGAAAGGAGUUGUUCCACAUUUGGCACUCGCACUUCGAUCCGGACGAGUCCAAGUCGAUCGAGAAGGAGGACUUCAAGGAAUUGCUACGCGCACUCGAUGAGUCCACGGGCAAGCAUUUGUUAAACGAGGAGUCGCUUACGAAGCUCGCCGACGGCAUGGAUCUCGACGGCGACGGUCGCAUCGAUUUCAAGGAAUUCUGUAGCAAUAUUGGUCGGAUGUCUUCGAAUUAUUGA